Messenger RNA from Acanthosepion pharaonis, 906 nucleotides. The record is from the annotation of a GenBank genome assembly. Lineage: Eukaryota; Metazoa; Mollusca; Cephalopoda; Sepiida; Sepiidae.
AUGGAUCUAUCUAAAGCCGAGGUAUCUAUCUAUCUAUCUAUCUAUCUUUUGCGGGCAUCUAUCUAUCUAUUUCAUUUCAGUCUUUUGAAAACUCAUCUAUCUUGUGCAUCUGAUCUAUCUAUCUAUCUAUCUAUCUAUCUUCAGUUAUUUCAAAUAUCUAAAAAAUCUUUUAAACAAGAAAUUGUCUAUCUAAGAAGAAAUAUGGAAUCUAUCUCAUUUCAAGUCUCUCAUCUAAUCUAUCCAUCUAUCUAUCCUAUAUCUAUCUAUCUAUCUAUUUCAUUUCCCUCAGGUCUCCAGUCUAAACUAUUCAAUCUAAAGUAUCUAUCUAUUUCUUUUUUGUUUUUAUCUAUCUAUCUAUCUAUCUAUCUAUCUAUCUCAUUUCAUUCUCAUCUAUCUAUCUAUCUAUCUAUCUAUUUCUAUCUAUUUCAUUUAUCAAAUCUAUCUGUCGAAUCAUCUAUCUAUCUAUCUCUUUCAGUUUUCUAUCUAUAUCAAUCUAUCUAUCUAUUUCUAUUUUAUAAUCUCUAUCUCUAUCUAUCUAUCAAUCUAUUCUUUCUAUCUAUUUAUCUAUCUAAUCUAUUUCAUUUCAAAUAUCUAAAAAUCAUCUAUCUAUCUAUCUAUCUAUAUAUCGAUCUAAAAUUUCAUAAAUUUAUUCAGUUCAAAAUCUCAUCUAUCUAUCUAUCUAUCUAUCUAAGUGUGGAGACUGAGUUGUCGGGACCGGAGAAGAAGUCUUAUAUUAAUAUCUAUUUAUAUUUGUGUCUAUCUAUCUAUCUAUCUAUCUAUCUAUCUAUCUAUCUAUCUAUCUAUCUAUCUAUAUUAAUAUCUAUCUAUCUAUCUAUCUAUCUAUCUAUCUAUCUAUCUUUCUAUCUAUGUAACUAUAUUAAUAUCUAUCUAUCUAUUCAUGGCUGA